Molecule: messenger RNA, 2403 nt
Organism: Rana temporaria (common frog)
Lineage: Eukaryota; Metazoa; Chordata; Amphibia; Anura; Ranidae
Product: oocyte zinc finger protein XlCOF6-like
Exons: 5
Coding region: 1-2403 (800 amino acids)
Source: RefSeq, a predicted model, not a curated record
AUGUGUGUUAUUGAGGAACCUCAGACUGUGCGAGACAGUGCCGUCCUUCCAACAGAUAAGAGGUUUUCCUGUACUGAGUGCGGGAAACGUUUCCGUUUUAAAUCUGGUCUUAAUGUUCAUAAAAAAUCUCAUACAGGUGAGAAGCCACAUUCCUGUUCUGAGUGCGGGAAAUGUUUUGUCCAAAAAUCAGAUCUUGUCACACAUCAGAGGUCUCACACGGGGGAAAAGCCGUAUUCCUGUUCUGAGUGCGGGAAAUGUUUUGCAAAAAAAGCACGUCUUGUCAUACAUCAGAGGUCUCACAUGGGAGAGAAACCCUAUUCCUGUCCUGACUGCAGAAAAUGUUUUUCAGAUAAGUCCUCUUAUAAUAGACAUCUGAAAUAUCACAGGGGAGAGAAGCCAUAUUUCUGUCCUGAGUGUGGGAAAUGUUUUUUAGACAAGUCCAAUCUUUACAGACAUCAGAGAUAUCACACGGGGGAGAAGCCACAUUCCUGUGCUGAGUGCGGGAAAUGUUUUUCGGAUAAGUCCAGUCUGUAUAUUCAUCAGAGAUCGCACACAGGGGAGUAUCCGUUUCCCUGUUCUGAGUGCGGAAAAUGUUUUUCAGUUAAGUCACAUCUUUCUUUACAUCAGAGGUCUCACACGGGUGAGAAACCGUAUUCUUGUCCUGAGUGCGGAAAAUGUUUUUCAACCAAGUCACAUCUUUACAGACAUCAGAGAUCGCACAUGAAGGAAAAGCCACUUACCUGUUCUGAGUGCGGAAAAUGGUUUUCAGAUAAGUCCAGUCUUUAUAAUCAUCAGAGAUUGCACACAGGUGAGAAGCCGUAUUCCUGUCGUGAGUGCGGAAAAUGUUUUUCAAGUAGGUCCAGUCUUUCCUAUCAUAAGAGGUCACACACGGGUGAGAAGCCGUAUUCCUGUCCUGAGUGUGGGACAUGUUUUGCACAGAAGUCAGAACUUGUCAGACAUCAGAGAUCUCACACGGGUGAGAAGCCGUAUUCUUGCUCUGAGUGCAGGAAAUGUUUUUCAGUUAAGUCGCAUCUUGACAGACAUCAGAGGUUGCACACGGGGGAGAAGCCGUAUUCCUGUCCUGAGUGCGGGAAAUGUUUUGUCCAAAAAUCUGAUAUAGUCAUACAUCAAAGAUCUCACACGGGCGAGAAGCCACAUUCCUGUUCUGAGUGCGGGAAAUGUUUUGCAAAAAAAGCACGUCUUGUCAUACAUCAGAGAUCUCACACGGGAGAGAAACCCUAUUCCUGUCCUGACUGCGGAAAAUGUUUUUCAGACAAGUUCUCUCACAAUAGACAUCUGAAGUAUCACAGUGGAGAGAAGCCAUAUUUCUGUCCUGAGUGCGGGAAAUGUUUUUUAGAAAAGUCCCAUCUUUCCAGACAUCAGAGAUCUCACACGGGGGAGAAACCACAUUCCUGUACUGAGUGCGGGAAAUGUUUUUCAGAUAAGUCCCAUCUUUAUAGUCAUCAGAGUUUGCACACAGGGGAGUAUGCGUUUCCCUGUUCUGAGUGCGGGAAAUGUUUUUCAUUUAAGUCACAUCUUUCUUUACAUCAGAGGUCUCACACGGGUGAGAAACCGUAUUGCUGUCCUGAGUGCGGAAAAUGUUUUUCAGCCAAGUCGCAUCUUUACAGACAUCAGAGAACGGAAAUGGGGGAAAAGCCACUUACCUGUUCUGAGUGCGGAAAAUGUUUUUCAGAAAAGUCCAGUCUUUAUAGUCAUCAGAGAUUGCACACAGGUGAGAAGCCGUAUUCCUGUCGUGAGUGCGAAAAAUGUUUUUCAAGUAGGGCCAGUCUUUCCUAUCAUCAGAGAUCUCACACGGGUGAGAAUCCCUAUUCCUGUCCUGAGUGUGGGAAAUGUUUUGUGAGGAAAUCAGAACUUGUCAGACAUCAGAGGUCUCACACAGGCGAGAAGCCGUAUGCAUGUUCUGAGUGCGGGAAAUGUUUUUCAGUUAAGUCGCAUCUUGUCACACAUCAGAUGUCGCACACAGGUGAGAAGCCAUAUUCUUGUCCUGAGUGCGGGAAAUGUUUUUGUAGAAAGUCCUAUCUUUAUACACAUCAGAGGUCUCACACGGGUGAGAAACCGUAUUCCUGUCCUGAGUGUGGGAAAUGUUUUUCUCAAAAGUCCGUUCUUAAUAGACAUCAGAAAUCUCACACGGGGGGAAAUAUUAUGGCCAUUGAAAGGUUCUCUUUUAUGAGACAUCAGGAGUCUUUUAGACCCCCCAUGUAUCUCCUGUCCUCCAUUGAAGCUGAUGAAGAGCAAAUUGUGUUCUAUUUGCAGCUUCUCCAGCCACAGUGCAAUAAAGACUUUUCAUUUGAAUUACUGGAGACGCCGGCUACCUUCUUUUCUGACGGAUACUUAGAACUAAUUGGGAUUGUAAAAGACAAUCGGAGCAGAAGUGACCCUUAA